Messenger RNA from Penicillium psychrosexuale, 1665 nucleotides. RefSeq names its product transcriptional regulator family TF. Gene Ontology annotation, biological process: regulation of DNA-templated transcription; response to xenobiotic stimulus. The transcript has a single exon. The record is from RefSeq and is a predicted model, not a curated record. Bases 1 to 1665 code for a protein of 554 amino acids. Gene Ontology annotation, molecular function: DNA-binding transcription factor activity, RNA polymerase II-specific; zinc ion binding. NCBI's taxonomy places the organism in Eukaryota, Fungi, Ascomycota, Eurotiomycetes, Eurotiales, Aspergillaceae.
AUGCCACACUCCGACCUCAAGCGAAUGCGCACUAGAGUUGCCUGUUACCCAUGCCGGGAGCGGAAAAGAAAAUGCGACGGCGCUGAACCUUGUAGGACUUGCAGUCAAUGGGGCUAUGACUGCCACUACGAACGUCAGUCACGACAGAGGAACCAUCCUCCCCAACAACCGCAGAGAGAAAUUGCUCCAGAUCCAAGGCCUCCACAGCAAACCGACUCGGUUGAUACACACGGGCUGGAUCGUCGGUUGUGGGCAAACUCCGGUGCUGCGUUUGUUCGGAGGAUGGGCCUGAAUAUCGAUCCUGCGAAAGCGCCAAAACUCAGCCUUUUUGGUUGGAAUAUUGGAAAGCGACAACUGUCGUCUGAACCCCAAGCUGUAUAUCCUGUGCUGUCAAUCACGGAUAUCACAUCAUUGGAACACAUGAGGACCCUCGCUCAGGUCUACUUCACCAAGAUUGCUCCAUACUAUGGCUUUAUUGAUUCUUCUCAAUUUUUUGAGCGACUGGAGGCUAGGUGGCAGUCUCCCAUGGUUAAUAGUUUAUAUGACAGUGUUCUAGGUGGGGUCGCUGCACUAGGUUGUUUGCAUUCCCAACGAAACAUGACCAUCACCGAGUUACAUCUCAUCGCAUCCGCACAAUCUAUUCUCGACUCGCACGUUCUGUGUGGGGCUCCCCCCGUAGACCUUCUUGUUGGGUGGACAUUACGAGUCGUCUAUAUGCGAAUGACAGAUCUGCCUCACUCAACAUGGAUGGCGAGCUCGAAGUUGAUGCAUCUGGUGGAAGCUGCAGGAUUCCAUCUAGAGUCCACUGAUUCAGUCUUUCCGCGUAGUAUUGACACGGAGUUUGAUCCAAACAUCCAAAGGCGACUCUUCGGCGUGGCACUACACCUUAAUAUGUGGACUUCUUAUGAUCUUGGUUUAUCAAGAGUGUCCUUUCAAAAGAAUGAUCUGCCAUUACUCCCAUCAACUAUCGAGGGUGACUACACGCAUGAGCUGCUGGGGCUUAUUCCAUUAUCGGCAAGCCUAGAUCCAGGAAAGCCAAAAGAAGAUGAUAUCAAGCUAGAAGAAACGCUUGCACAGAUCCUAGAAAGAGUUCAUAAUGAGCCUCCCUCGGCCAUGGCGCAAUGCAAUCUUGUGCUUUGCAUUCUGCGCAGAAUUCACACAGAGAAACUUGAGAUCUCUCCUCUCCUCGCCGAAAAAGCCUUAGCGGUGCUGAAAAAGGGACUUUCUUGCUCACGCACUAUGGUCGCGAACUGCAAUCCCUGGCAACAUAUGGCAAAUGUACCUUUCCACGUCAUAUGUCUCUUGCUUGUGAUGGACACACGGCAAUCGCUAGCGCUACUCCCCGAAGCAAUGCAGACAUUGAAGUUCGUCGCCUCCACUUACGAUACAAACACCAUGAGAGAAGCCUGGAGUGCGGCUCUCUUGCUGGUUAUGCUUCAUCAACAACGGAGGAAAGAUGAUAUUGCGAUCUUCAAUGACAUUAUGAACAUGGAGGAGCAAGAACGUCCAGCUGGAAUAUCCCCGCAAGAAUUUCCAAGCGCGGAAGAGUACUCCUGGCUAGGGGCUUUGGUCGCUGAUCUACCCGGUUUGCAAAGGGAUGACCUUGAUCAAUUUCUGAAUUCGGAUAUGAUUGAUAGCUCAAGUUUCUUGGGUGGGGCUAGAUGA